This is a messenger RNA of Cotesia congregata, 1028 nucleotides long. The record is from the annotation of a GenBank genome assembly. NCBI's taxonomy places the organism in Eukaryota, Metazoa, Arthropoda, Insecta, Hymenoptera, Braconidae.
AUUCUGCAUAAUUUUCAUUGUUUUAUAAUUAAACCGAUUUCACGAAUAAAAAUUUUUAAUUUGACUUGCGUUCUUUUCACAUUUGCACCUCUGGCCAACAUGGCGGCAUCGCUUGGACGUAUUUGUCGAUCUGGAUUUUUAAAAUCUAACAAUGGAAGUCUAUUUUACAGGCUAGUCAAUUCUCGACAGUUAAAGACUGGUCCAGAGGUCGGAAGGCGAUGGUUUCAUGUUUGGGUGUAGCCGUUGGAGGUGUUGGAGCAUUAAUUUAUUCAUUAGAGCAGUCAGUAAAAGCAUUUGAAUUGAUUGCUCAUCCUCCACACUACCCCUGGAGUUGGGAAGGUUUUGUAAAUUCGCUCGAUCAUGCAAGUAUGAGGCGAGGAUGGGAAGUUUACAAAAAUGUUUGCUCAGCUUGUCAUAGUUUGAAAUUCGUCGCUUUCCGUCAUCUUAUUAAUGUAACGCAUACAGAAGAUGAAGUUAAAGCUAUAGCUGAAGAAUAUCAAAUAAAAGAUGGUCCUGAUGACAAAGGAGAGUAUUUCAUGCGGCCAGGAAAGGCAUCAGAUUAUAUUCCUAAUCCUUAUCCAAAUGAAGAAGCAGCUCGUGCUGCUAAUAACGGAGCCUAUCCACCAGAUCUUUCGUACAUUAUUAACGGAAGACACAAUGGGGAGAAUUACGUCUUUUCAUUGUUAACUGGAUUCUGUGAUCCGCCUGCCGGAAUCUCACUUCGAGAAGGUCAAUACUUUAACCCCUACUUCCCUGGAGGUGCUAUUGGUAUGGCUCCGCCCCUCUACGAUGAAGUAAUUGAAUUCGAGGAUGGAACUCCAGCAACAACAUCUCAACUUGCUAAAGAUAUAAGCACUUUCCUUAUGUGGACAUCAAAUCCUGAGCAUGAUGAACGAAAAUAUUUAUCUAUAAAGACUCUUGCAGUUGGUAUAAUACUAAUAGCUGGAUGUUACUGGAUGAAGAGACACAAGUGGACAACUGUCAAAUCUACCAAACUAGCAUUCAUCCCUAAAAACAAACAGCAGUAG